CUGGUUACCUGCGGGUUGUACGCUUGCUCUGUAGAGCCUCCGGUUCCGGGCCGGCCUGGGCGCCGGCAGCCUUGACAGCCCCCAACUUGCAAGAGCAGCCGCGGCGCCACUGUGCCCAUCAAGGAAGGUGUGGAUCUUCCUGGAUCUGCUGUUUUCAAGCUGUGUGAGCUUUGGCAGUGAGCUGACAACCUCUCUGAGCCUUAAUUUCCUCACAUUUAAAGUGGAGAUAAUGAUACAGUUCCAGGAGAAAGGAUCUGACUGGCCAGGCUGGCAUCUGGCUAGUCCCAGCUAGCCAGACUCAGCGGGGGAUCCAGCUCCCCGGGGUGAUCCUGGAGCUGCUCCUGCAGGAGGGGGAGUGAAUGCUGGGCAGCUGGGUCCUGGCUGACACUCCUCCCUCCAUGGUGAAGGAUGCCGACAAGAGGAUCAAGGUGGCGAAGCCAGUGGUGGAGAUGGACGGCGAUGAGAUGACCCGUAUUAUCUGGCAGUUCAUCAAGGAGAAGCUCAUCCUGCCCAAUGUGGACGUCCAGCUCAAGUAUUUUGACCUGGGGCUCCCAAACCGUGACCAGACCAAUGAUCAGGUCACCAUCGACUCUGCGCUGGCCACCCAGAAGUACAGCGUGGCUGUCAAGUGUGCCACCAUCACCCCUGACGAGGCCCGUGUGGAAGAGUUCAAGCUGAAGAAGAUGUGGAAGAGCCCCAACGGGACCAUCCGGAACGUCCUCGGGGGGACCGUGUUCCGGGAGCCCAUCAUCUGCAGAAACAUCCCACGCCUCGUCCCUGGCUGGACCAAGCCCAUCACCAUCGGCAGGCACGCCCACGGCGACCAGUACAAGGCCACAGACUUUGUGGCUGACCGGGCCGGCACAUUCAAGAUCGUCUUCACCCCAAAGGACGGCAGCGGAGCUAAGGAGUGGGAGGUGUACAGCUUCCCCGCUGGUGGCGUGGGCAUGGGCAUGUACAACACGGAUGAGUCCAUCUCGGGUUUUGCGCACAGCUGCUUCCAGUACGCCAUCCAGAAGAAGUGGCCACUCUACAUGAGCACCAAGAACACCAUUCUGAAAGCCUAUGACGGGCGCUUCAAGGACAUCUUCCAGGAGAUCUUUGAGAAGCACUACAGGACCGAGUUUGACAAGAAUAAGAUCUGGUACGAGCACCGCCUUAUUGACGACAUGGUGGCUCAGGUCCUCAAGUCUUCGGGCGGCUUUGUGUGGGCCUGCAAGAACUACGACGGAGACGUGCAAUCAGACAUCCUGGCCCAGGGCUUUGGCUCCCUUGGCCUGAUGACGUCCGUGCUGAUCUGCCCGGAUGGGAAGACCAUUGAGGCUGAGGCUGCUCAUGGGACGGUCACGCGCCACUAUCGGGAGCACCAGAAGGGCCGGCCUACCAGCACCAACCCUAUCGCCAGCAUCUUUGCCUGGACGCGUGGCCUGGAGCACCGGGGGAAGUUGGACGGAAACCAGGACCUGAUCAGGUUUGCCCAGACCCUGGAGAAGGUGUGUGUCGAGACAGUGGAGAGUGGAGCCAUGACCAAGGACCUGGCGGGCUGCAUCCAUGGCCUCAGCAAUGUGAAGCUGAACGAGCACUUCCUGAACACCUCGGACUUCCUGGACACCAUCAAGAGCAACCUGGACAAAGCUCUGGGCCAGCAGUAGCGGGUGGGAGCACUGCUGGCUGCCGUGGCGGCCAGGCUGGGGCUAAGCGGGUGGCCACAGGUCCACCCUAACCCCGACACGCCCCCGCAGCGGAGGGUGAGCCUCACAACCCCUCUUUGGAGGCCUUUCUAGGGGACACUCUUUUUUAUAAGCAAGAUGUUUUUAAAAGUAUCUGUGUGUUUCCCCUCAUGGUGACAUGAGGCAGGAACAGUGUGUUUUACCUCAGCCAGUGGUAUGUUUUGCAUACUGUAAUUUAUAUUGCCCUCGGAACACAUGGUGCCAUAUUUAGCUACUAAAAAGCUCUUCACAAAGCA
Messenger RNA from Delphinapterus leucas (beluga whale), 1966 nucleotides. The record is from RefSeq and is a predicted model, not a curated record. NCBI's taxonomy places the organism in Eukaryota, Metazoa, Chordata, Mammalia, Artiodactyla, Monodontidae.